Messenger RNA from Bursaphelenchus okinawaensis, 459 nucleotides. NCBI's taxonomy places the organism in Eukaryota, Metazoa, Nematoda, Chromadorea, Rhabditida, Aphelenchoididae. The record is from the annotation of a GenBank genome assembly.
AUGGCGCAUUCAACCAAGGAGUUCGACACUUCUCUCUGGUGGUACGACGACGAGGAAGGUAGGUGUUUUAUUUUUUGAGUGUGGAAAGGACGUAGUUUUUAUCGUAUUAUUUAAUAUUGCCAUCUUUGGUUUAAUUGGUAAAAACUGUUAAAUUGCCGUUUUUUCUUGACUGAUCUUUUUUAUAUUUCUACACACUUUUUGACCAUCUUCAAAUUUUAAAACUAACUUGUUUGCCGUGUAACUAACUCUGAUCCUGUCUUAGGAGCCGUGUGUUGCAUUUGCAUGGAUCCUCCAGAAGUCUCUGCCAUUUGUAUGAAGUGUAAUCAGAUGGUUGGUUGUGAAGGCUGUGUCAGAUUGUGGCACAAGACUCAAAUGUCGGAUGGUACUUAUCCUGAUUGUCCUUUGUGUCGUGCUUCUUGGCGCAUCUUGGAUCGGAGUAUCAAAAUAUGCAGAUCUUAA